This is a messenger RNA of Magallana angulata, 1376 nucleotides long. RefSeq names its product RAC-beta serine/threonine-protein kinase-like. The record is from RefSeq and is a predicted model, not a curated record. Gene Ontology annotation, biological process: UDP-N-acetylglucosamine biosynthetic process. NCBI's taxonomy places the organism in Eukaryota, Metazoa, Mollusca, Bivalvia, Ostreida, Ostreidae. Gene Ontology annotation, molecular function: glucosamine 6-phosphate N-acetyltransferase activity; monosaccharide binding. The coding region runs from base 268 to 1161 and encodes 297 amino acids. Gene Ontology annotation, cellular component: endoplasmic reticulum; Golgi apparatus; endoplasmic reticulum-Golgi intermediate compartment. The transcript has 9 exons.
UCUCGACUGCAUACCGUUACCAGCUACAGACAAUAUUACCACCUGAACUUUAAAAUUACAUAGCUAGUAGUGAAUGAAAGAGUCAUGAAAACGUAAACAGAUAUUGAUUUAGCUUUCGAAGACGUAUACUUGAAAUUGUGAAUCUCCAUGAUACUAUCUAUGCUAACAAGUGAAAACAUUACGGAUUGAAUAACCUGUCAACUGACGGAAUAUAAGGGACAGCAAUGGAUAACUUGGACCAACUCUAUGUGGUGAUUUAGUGCCAUAAUGCCAUCAAGAGUAGGGAGUGCUGCGAUAGGCGAGGCUACACAGGGCCCUAAAGAGGUUGCUCCAAUCGUCAAAGAGGGGUACCUGUUUAAGAGAGGGGAGUAUAUACGUAACUGGCGGGCCCGUUACUACAUCCUUAGAGCUGAUGGCGUGUUUCAUGGCUUCAAGUCAAAAGAGGAGGCUCAGACGUCAGCAGAAAUCCAGAAUGACUUCAUGUUACAGGAGGAUGUUAACAUAGUAACCCAAGAAAAGCCCAAGUUAAACACCUUCAUUGUACAAGGAAUAAUUCUCCGUGGUAUGCAGGUGGAUAGGAUAUAUUACACAGAGACAGCAGAGGACCGAGAGGAGUGGAUCAGUGCCAUACAAGCAGUUGUGGAUGCUCUUGGGGUUGGCAACUGGAGAUCUGCUUUCAAUGAACUAGGAGAGAGAGAAGAGAAGAUGUAUGAUAUCUCCCUGCUGAACUCCUCCAGUAAAACAUUAAAUGACCUGCCACCCAAUCUAAUCGUUCGUCCUCUACAGCUAUCGGACUACGAUAAAGGUUUUCUUGAGCUGUUGUCGCAAAGAAGCAACACAGGAAAUAUUUCCAAACCAGAGUUUAGAAGCUUAUUUAAAAAAAUGGCAUCUCCUUCAAAUACCUACUAUGUAACAGUGGUUGAGGAUACAGCUAUUAACCGAGUCAUUUCUACUGCAACACUUGUCACAGAACUCCAGUUUAACCAAAGAAGUCCAAUGGUUGGGUGGAUCAAGGACAUUGUUAUUGACAACAGCAAGGGGAACCAACCACAGCUAAAAAAUGUAUUGGUGAACACUUUAAAGGAUCUUGGGGAAACAUGUGGCUGUAGUCGAGUAGAAAGCAUCAAUACAUCUUUGGGGACACAAGAUGGAGAUAUCUAGUGCAAUAGGAAUGGAGUUGGAGGGGGGUGUGUGGGUGAUAAAUUGUGAUAUUUUAUCUAACUUUUUAUAUAUUUUUUGUCCAACCGUGUAUUGUUAUCAUCAUUAUUGAUGUUGAUUGUAUAAGUAUUAAAGGGUAUUUAUUUUAUACAAGUAGCUAUAGGUACUAGAAAAAUUAAAAAUGUUUACAAUGUAUGCAAUGAUUGACAGUGAUUAAA